Molecule: messenger RNA, 1918 nt
Organism: Mucor mucedo
Lineage: Eukaryota; Fungi; Mucoromycota; Mucoromycetes; Mucorales; Mucoraceae
Exons: 2
Coding region: 48-1916 (622 amino acids)
Biological process (GO): regulation of ARF protein signal transduction
Molecular function (GO): guanyl-nucleotide exchange factor activity
Source: RefSeq, a predicted model, not a curated record
AUUCAUACCAUCCUUGCCAUUUUAAUUAUUAAAUCACAUCAACCAUUAUGAGAUUAACCAUUAAAUCAUCAAAUAUUUUUCCUUCUUCAUACACUAUGAAAUCAUCUAAAAUUAACAUUACGACGCCUACAAAGUUGACAGAAACACAGGAACCAGCCAAAACAAAGUCAUCAAAGACAAAGAUGCUGAGCCGUCUUUUUAAGAAACUUGCUAGAUCAUCUAAGGAAUCACCUAUAUUAGCAGAACCACAAACAACGCAAUAUAAACUCACAUUUGUUCCAAUCACAAACAAAAAGGAUGAAGUGGUCAAGGCAGAAACUACUGAAAUCGUCUGGUACGACAACAGUAACACCAUCUCUACUUCUACUGAAUUAGCUCAGCGUAUUUGGGACGAAGAUAAAACAGUUUAUAAGAGCUUGGAUACAAUUGUUGAAUGGAUCGGUAACGGCAAAGAAGAAUCCAAUGCUAUCCUCGAAUCAUACAUGUCUCAUUUUGACUUCAAAGAUGUAAGCCUUGAACAGGCUUUCCGUACCUUAUGUUCAAAGCUUUACCUUAAAGGUGAAACACAACAAAUUGAUCGCGUUUUACUUCAAUUCUCUGUUCGAUAUUUUGAGUGUAAUAAGCAAUGCAUCUUUGGUUCAACUGAUGUUGUACAUGCUAUUGUCUAUUCCCUUUUACUUUUAAAUACGGAUCUUCAUGUUGCUCAAGGUGACUACAAAAAGAUGACGCAAUCUGCAUUUAUCGCGAAUACAAUGAGUGCCAUCACAGUUCAGGACAGUGGUAUAUCAUCCCAAUCUUGGGCUCCUCUUCAACGUGUUUCUAGCAAUGCCACUAGUGCAUCUACUGGAUCAUUUUAUACUCGCUCUCUUCCUCGUACGUUUUCUAGCGCAUCCAAGUCAUGGGAAAUUGAGAUGAAGAACAUGCUCAAACAAAUGUAUAGCAAUAUUCGCUGUAUGCAAAUCGCUGACCCUUCUACUCCCGCUGGUACUACCACUGCUGGUGCUUCAUUCAGACGCAACGUUAGUUCCAUCAUCAAGAAAAAAAUGGUUCAUGAUGCAGAAUCUGUCAAGUCUGUCAAAUCUGCAGUUUCUUCAACCAUGCAUUAUCAAGCUAUUGCUUCUCAUCUUCAAAGUAUUGAUCUCCCUGUCUCUUAUACUAGCAAUGCUCCUUAUUAUAAGGAAGGCAUGAUCUCUUGUAAACAUCUUUUAGAGUCCAAGUCUCAAAAGGCCAAGCAUCGUGACUGGAAGGAAUGCUUUAUGGUUAUUGAACGUAGCCAACUUCGUAUGUACAAGCUUGAUAACUCAACUACAUUUGAUAAUUCCUCUCUCGGCGGUGGUAACUGGAUGUCUUAUGCCCAACUCUUGAGCACCAUUGAUCUCAAGCACUCCCUUGCAUUUGCCCUCCCUUCUGGCUAUAGUCGUCAGCGUCAGCACGCCUUCACACUUCAAGAAUCCAAUGGAGCUGUGCACGUCUUCCAAGUUGGAUCUGCUGAACAAGUCAAAGAAUGGAUCUCUACAUGUAAUUACUGGGCCGCCCGCGAAAGUAAAGAACCCUUAGUUGGCGGUGUUGGUUCUAUGGAAUAUGGUUGGGGACACUGUUUAGAAAGUGUCACCCCUUGUAAUAUGGUAUAUGAAUGGCAGUCUCCUUCUGCUAGCACUACUAGCAGUAUGCUGGAAGAAUCUGCUCAACUCCAAGCUCUUUAUGAAUAUGUAAACGACCUGACCAAUCAGUUGGAUCAACAUCAUGCUAUCAAGUCAAAGAUGGAAUCUUACUUUACUUUGUCUAAAUUUUAUGCCACCGCUAUGAAUAAUUGGGAAAGCAGGUCUUUCUAUCUCUUGAGUGAAAUCAUCAAGUAUCAAAAUUAUUGUAAUUCUAUCGAAAAGUCUCUUUCUCUGCAAGUCAGUAUGAUGGCUUAAAU